Molecule: messenger RNA, 3035 nt
Organism: Tupaia belangeri chinensis (Chinese tree shrew)
Lineage: Eukaryota; Metazoa; Chordata; Mammalia; Scandentia; Tupaiidae
Gene: PLEKHA4
Product: pleckstrin homology domain containing A4
Exons: 20
Coding region: 496-2835 (779 amino acids)
Biological process (GO): positive regulation of Wnt signaling pathway, planar cell polarity pathway; positive regulation of canonical Wnt signaling pathway
Cellular component (GO): extrinsic component of cytoplasmic side of plasma membrane
Molecular function (GO): phosphatidylinositol-3,4-bisphosphate binding; phosphatidylinositol-3-phosphate binding; phosphatidylinositol-4,5-bisphosphate binding
Source: RefSeq, a predicted model, not a curated record
AGGGAAAGGCCAGCAGAGAGGAAAGAGAAACUGGGAGAAAGGAAGAGGGAAAGUGAGGGGAGAGGACUCAGCGGACUUGCGAGGCCAGAGAGGAAGAGAUUGAGCGCGCGGGAGAGAGACAGGGCAGACAGAGAGACGGGCGUGGGGUGGGGUGGGGUGGGACUCUGCGGGUAGAGGAAAAGAUUUGGACAGAAACAGGAAGAUUGGGAGAGUGAUCUGGGAGAGAAUGAGUGAGAGAGAGGCUGGCAGAGACAGAGCUUGGCGGAGGAGAGACAGAAGGUGAGACUGGGGAGAGAGACAACCUGCAAGGCGGUUGGAAAGAGAGAGGGAGACCAUAAAAGACGGGAGACAGGCAAAAAGAGGGUGCGAGUGAGCAGGUGAAAGCGAGGUUAAGAACUGAGAGCCAGCGCCUAGAGACAAAGGGAGGCAGGACUGGGCGCCAGCACCCUCUGUGUCCUCUUGCCCCCGUCGUUGGGACCCCACAGCGGGCCCUAGAUGGAGGAAGGCAGACCUCGGAGCAGCCUGAGCCUGGCCAGCAGCGCCUCCACCAUCUCUUCUCUCAGCAGCCUGAGCACCAAGAAGCCCGCCCGGACGGUCCACAAGGUCCAUGCCUUCGGCAAGAGAGGAAAUGCGCUCAGAAGGGACCCCAAUCUCCCCGUGCACAUCCGAGGCUGGCUUCAUAAGCAGGACAGCGCUGGGCUCCGGCUCUGGAAACGCCGCUGGUUCGUCCUCUCUGGCCACUGCCUCUUCUAUUACAAGGACAGCCGCGAGGAAAGUGUCCUGGGCAGCGUCCUGCUUCCCAGCUAUAGCAUCCGGCCAGACGGGCCCGGGGCCCCCCGGGGGCGGCGCUUCACCUUCACGGCCGAGCACCCGGGCAUGAGGACCUACGUUCUGGCGGCCGACACCUUAGAGGACCUGCGGGGCUGGCUGCGGGCGCUGGGCCGGGCCUCCCGCGCAGAAGGCGAUGACUGGAGACCCAGGUCACCUGCACGUCCCCAGUCCGGAGAGGGCCCUGGAGGCCCGGGUGGUCCCCCGGAGGUGAGCAGAGUGGAAGAGGGGCGCCCCUCAGAAUCACCGGAGGUGGCUCGGCUCUCCAGAAGUCCGGGCAGACCUGGACUUCUCACUCCCAGCCCCACAGCAGACCUGAGGUCAGGACACCGGAUUCGGAGGGCAAGGAGCCCAGACCUGUUCCCACCCCUCUCUCGCCCGCCCUCCCCUCUGAGCCUCCCCCGUCCCCGUUCCGCUCCUGCUCGGAGACCUCCUCCCUCCUCAGGAGAGACAGCGCCGCCGCUGGCCCGACCUCACACCCCAUUGAGUCGCAUCGAUGUCCGGCCUCCUCCAGAUUGGGGUCCCCAGCGCCAGACCCUCUCCCGGCCCCCCACUCCCCGCCGUGGACUCUCCUCUGAGGCUGGGGAAGGAAGGCCUCCUAGAGGUGCCCAGCACUGGAGUCAGGAGCCCAGGACACAGCCUCCUUCUGGCUCCUCCACUUACCUCCAGCUCCCGCCGCGACCCCCGGGAACCCGGGCCUCCCUGGUGUUACUGCCGGGUCCCCCCCUGGACUCACCCUUCCACCAAAGCUUGGAGACAGAUACCCUGUUGACCAAGCUGUGCGGGCAGGACCGGCUCCUGAGGAGGCUGCAGGAGACGAUAGAUCAGAGGCAGGAGGAGAAGGAGCAGCUGGAAGCAGCCCUGGAGUUGACCAGGCAGCAACUGGGCCAAGCCAGCAGGGACGCAGGGGCUCCUGGGCGGGCCUGGGGCCGCCAGCGCCUCCUACAGGACCGACUGGUCAGUGUGAGGGCCACUCUUUGUCAUCUGACUCAGGAGCGAGAGCGGGUUUGGGACACGUACAGUGGCCUGGAGCAGGAGCUGGGCACCUUAAGAGAGACCCUGGAGUACCUGCUGCACCUCGGGUCCCCCCAGGACAGAGCGUCUGCACAGCAGCAGCUGUGGAUGGUAGAAGACACACUGGCAGGACUGGGUGGCCCCCAGAAGCCACCCCCCCACACUGAGCCUGACUCCCCUUCCCCUGUGCUCCAAGGGGAGGAGUCCACAGAGAGGGAGAGCUUGCCCGAGUCCUUGGAGCUGAGCUCCCCUCGAUCCCCCGAAGCUGACUGGGGGCGGCCACCCGGGGGCGACAGAGACCUCUCCAGCCCUCCCUCAGGCCUUGGGUCACCGAGGAUCUCCCGGGCUUCCAGCCCUGAUAGUCGCCGUCCCUCCUCCCCGCAGGUAGGAACCAAGGCCCCAGUGGCCCGGCCUCGGAUGAGCGCCCAGGAGCAGCUGGAGCGGAUGCGCAGAAACCAGGAAUGCGGACGGCCUCUUCCUCGCCCAGCCUCCCCCCGGCUCCUCGCCCUGGGGAGGACGCUGUCCCCGGCCAGACGCCAGCCCGACACAGAGCAAAGGCCUGUCUUAGGACAAUCGGGAGCCCCCAAAUGGCUCAGAAGCUCGGGGUCCUGGAGUAGUCCAAGGAACGCCAGCCCUUACUUGCCGACACCCGAGGGCCACCGGGAGCGGGUCCUCAGCCUCUCCCAAGCCCUGGCCACUGAGGCGUCGCAAUGGCACAGAAUAAUGACAGGUGGGAAUUUGGACUCUCGGGGAGACCCCCUCCCCCCAGCACCGCCGCCUCCGCCGGACCCCACGCCCCAGGUGUCCUCUCCGCCGCGAUCUCCUCCGGUGGCUAAUUCUGGUUCCACCGGGUUCUCGCGCCGCGGUAGUGGGCGUGGAGGAAGCCCGGCUCCCUGGGAGCCCACGUGGGUUCCCGGGACCGCACCCCCCGCCCUGAUCCACGACGAGGGGGCGUGGCCUCUGCGAGUCACUCUGCUGCAGUCCAGCUUCUGAACGCCCUGAACGCGGCAGCCAAUUGGAGCGCGAGGGCGUGGCCUGGAGGUCCCGCCCUGAGACCUGUGACCACUCAGGACGCCUGGGGGCGUGGUCUGGCCUCCACCGCUUUCCUAGAAGGGGAGCCGAUUCCACCGCCAAAGUUUGGUUUUCCCAAUACUGUCCAAAUUUGGAUUAAAAACUUUGAGCUUUAGAUAAUA